AUGGCGCACUUCAAGACCACGCCCGGCACGGAGGAGAUCAUGGUCGUCGGCACCUCGCACAUAGAGAGCCUUCCGGGCACCGUGGCCAUGGACAGGGUGCUAGAGCUGCAGACCACGCAGCUGAACCUGGCGAUGCACUACUUCGACCAGUGCGCGAACACAGCCGUCUUCGCUGGGGACCUGAACGUCAGCGACGAACACGUGGUGCAGGGCCUCCGCGAGAGCUGGGGCUGGAGCGAUCCGGGACCGGCACGGAGCCGACCUGGUUCGCGGGCGGUUGGCACCCAGACAGGAUCUUCUUGCGGUCGCCCGCCUACGAGGGGUCCAGUCGGGGCAACUCGCAGCUGUUCGGGAGGAGACGCCGUCUGGCAUCUCCAUCACGGCGCACGACAGCCAGGUGUUCACGCCGUCUGA
Molecule: messenger RNA, 414 nt
Organism: Prorocentrum cordatum
Lineage: Eukaryota; Dinophyceae; Prorocentrales; Prorocentraceae
Source: the annotation of a GenBank genome assembly